Molecule: messenger RNA, 2058 nt
Organism: Penaeus vannamei (Pacific white shrimp)
Lineage: Eukaryota; Metazoa; Arthropoda; Malacostraca; Decapoda; Penaeidae
Source: RefSeq, a predicted model, not a curated record
AUGAAAUUAAAAUCAAUUUUAAUAGCUUCAUUAACUGCAGGAUUUCUUUAUUCUUGCGAUGCUGAAGAAAAAAAAGUAGAAGCUGAAGUAGAAAAUUCUUUUGAACUCGUAAAUUACGACAACAGUGGAGAGUUUUCUUAUCAAGUAGAUAAAUUUGGUGACAUUGAAGUCAUCCGAUAUAAAAUUCCUUCUUGGGAAAAUUUAAGCUUACAACAAAAAAAAUAUGCUUAUUACUUGACUAUGGCUGGAUAUGCUGGUAGAGAAAUAAUCUACGACCAAAAUUACAGACAUAACUUAGCUAUUAAAAGAGCUUUAGAAAAAGUCUAUACUGAUUUUGUUGGAGACCGAGAUUCUGAAGAUUUUCAAAACCUUACUACUUAUUUAAAAAGGAUUUGGUUUGCAAACGGAAUCCACCAUCAUUAUUCUAACGAUAAGUUUAAACCUGAAUUUAGCGUAGAAUUUUUGGACAUGGCUAUGGAAAAAGUAGGAGCUUCUCUAAAUGACGAAGCAAAAAAAGCAAUUUUUGAUCCUUCCUUUGAUGCUAAAAAAGUAAAUCUUUCUAAAGAUGUAGACUUAGUUAAUGCUUCUGCUGUAAAUAUGUAUGCUCCUGAAUUGACACAAGCCGAAGUUGAAGAGUAUUAUAAGUCAAUUAUUGACACUUUAAACCCAACUCCUGUUGAAUAUGGACUUAACUCCAAACUUGCCAAAGAUGAAAACGGAAAAGUCUACGAACAGGUAUACAAGAAAGGUGGAAUGUACGACAAAGCGAUAGUAGAAAUUAUAGGCUGGUUAGAAAAAGCUGUUACUGUUGCAGAAAAUGUGAAACAAGCUCAUGCACUUGAGAUGUUAAUUGAAUAUUAUAAAUCUGGAGAUCUUAAAAUCUGGAGUGAAUACAACAUUGCUUGGGUAGAGGCUACUGAAGGAGACAUUGACUACAUCAAUAGUUUUAUUGAAGUAUAUAAUGAUCCUCUUGGAUACUCUGGUUCAUUUGAGACCGUGGUUGAGUUAAAAGAUUUCAAAAUGACUGAGAUUAUGUCUGUCGUUUCUGAAAAUGUACAAUGGUUUGAGGACAACGCUCCUUUAAUGCCGGAACACAAAAAGAAAAAAGUAAAAGGAGUUUCUUACAAAGUAGUUGACGUUGCUGGUGAAGCUGGUGAUGCCUCUCCUUCUACACCAAUUGGAGUAAACUUGCCUAAUGCCAACUGGAUUCGUUCGACUCAUGGAUCAAAAUCAGUUUCAUUAGGAAACAUCAUCUCUGCUUAUAACGAAGCUGGAGGUAGUGGUAUUUUGAAAGAAUUUGCUCACGAUGAAGAAGAAAUAAAAUUAAGUGAAGCACAUGGAAAAGUAGCUGGAAAAAUGCAUACUGCUCUUCACGAAGUGGUAGGACAUGCUUCUGGACAAUUAAACCCAGGGGUAAAAACUCCAAAAGAAACGCUUAAAAACUACUCUUCUACCUUAGAAGAAGCUAGAGCAGAUUUAGUGGGUCUUUAUUACAUUAUGGAUCAAAAGUUAGUUGAUUUAGGACUAAUUGAGACGUUAGAUGUAGGUAAAGCUGAAUACGAUGGGUACAUCCGAAAUGGAAUGAUGACCCAAUUAUCUAGAUUAGACCUAGGCGCUGACAUUGAAGAAGCUCAUAUGAGAAACAGACAAUUGGUUGCCUCAUGGGCUUUUGAGAAGGGAGCAGAAGAAAAUGUAAUUUCUAAAGUGAAGAAAGAGGGGAAAACAUAUUUUGAGAUUAACGAUUAUGCUAAGCUAAGAGACCUGUUUGGUCAACUUCUUAAAGAAAUUCAACGAAUUAAAUCAGAGGGAGAUUUUGAAGCGGGAAAAAAUUUAGUUGAAAACUAUGGAGUUAAAGUAGACCAAGAAAUUCACAAAGAAGUAUUAGACAGGGUUAAGCCUUUAAAUAUUCAGCCUUACAGAGGAUUUGUAAAUCCUAAAAUUAUUCCUGUUAUGAAUGACGAGGGAGAGAUCACUGAUUUUAAGAUCGAGUAUCAAAACUUUGAUGAACAAAUGCUCGAAUACGCUAAGAAAUUUGCUUAUUUACCCGAGUACAAUUAA